This is a messenger RNA of Mycena indigotica, 1878 nucleotides long. RefSeq lists its product as uncharacterized. The record is from RefSeq and is a predicted model, not a curated record. The transcript is spliced from 9 exons. Gene Ontology annotation, molecular function: protein binding. Bases 1 to 1878 code for a protein of 625 amino acids. NCBI's taxonomy places the organism in Eukaryota, Fungi, Basidiomycota, Agaricomycetes, Agaricales, Mycenaceae.
AUGGCGGUCAAGCACUACGAGGAUAUGUUGGUCAAGUGCAAAGCUGGACGAAAGACAACUCUCCUCUCUUUCACUCGCAAUGCUUUCUUUGGCUAUCUUGAACCCGUGAGGAAGGCGGUUGAAAAUGGCACGGCCCCCGAUUUAACUGGAACCGAAACACCAUUCAAACAUGGCUAUGCGGCAUGGGUUGUUCUCGGCGCACAAAGAGCUAUAAGUGGUCCUCCCGGAGCUAUGCAACAUUUGGAGACCCUGGACUUUCUUCUCUCGAGCGGGGCACCACCCAAUGUCGAAGGUAUCGAUGGCUACACGGCUUUACAGCACGCUACGACAUACAAUCAGGAGCAGUUCGAACUUGCGCGAUGCCUGCUUAGGCAUGGAGCGAACAUAAACCACAGAAAUCGCUACGGUGUGAUUUCGCUCCUCAGUGCCCUGAUGCAUCAAGCGCUUCCGUCUGUAGACUUUCUCGUGGAGCACGGUGCGGACUUGGACAUUCCAGAUGCGGACGGUUUCACUGGUCGCUACAUGUACGUCAAAUGCGGACCGCAAGUCGUUUCUAUCGUCAACAAGUGGAUUUCUCAACGAAAGAUGGGGUCGAGCAUUUCGGACGAAAAUGCCGAAACUCAGCUGCGUUGUGGGGGUUUGUCCGUCCCGCCUGCAAUGCAGACAAUUCUCGCUCGCCCAGGGUUCAUCAGCUUGAAGCAAGGUAGCGAGUCCCUUCGAAAAUUGUACCAGAUAGGAAGUCUCAACCUUGAUCAUCGCCUUCUUUCGCCUUUUGCCCAAACUGUGUUCAUUGGUAUCCGCGAGAAUGUCAUCAAAGCGUUUGCAGAAUUCCAGCCAGAUUUAUCAGAAACCGAGACUCCUUAUAAGCUGGGCUAUGCGUCUUUAGCUAUCUUCGGCGUGCAAGCCGUGGUAGGACCUCCGGGGUCUCAAGACUAUGUCGGUGUUCUACAAUUUCUGUUUUCAAAGGGGCUUCCUGUGGAUAUUGCCGACAUCACUGGCUUUACUGCUCUCGACCACGCCUGCAUGGCUCAACAAUCCUUGGAAGACUUGGCGAGGGUUUUAUUGGUCAAUGGAGCAGACCCAAAUCAUCAGGAUCGUUACGGGGCCUCGAUUGAGACUGCCAUUUUUGGGGCCAUGCAGCACAACCAUGUUGGGACUGUGGAUGCACUCAUGGAGUACGGGGCCGACAUAGACCUCAAGGAUGCGGACGACUGCAGUCCUAGAGACUGCUUUGGUAGUUGCGGACCGCAAAUCACAGCCACGAUCACCAAAUGGAUCCGGAAGCGGUCUGGGGAGGAAGCACCGAGGGAAGUCAAGGGUUGUGACUAUUGCGGAAAGCCGUGGUCAGAGGAAAGCCCACUCAAAAACUGUGGACGGUGUCGAAUUGCAAGAUACUGCUCCCCACAGUGCCAAAAGAACUCAUGGCCAAAGCACAAGAAAACCUGCGCACCUUUCUCCUCAGAGAAUACUGUAACGCUCAAGCCGACGUACCUAGCUAACGCCGCCAGCUAUUCCAACGCAGACCUCACUCGUAAUUUGGCCGGGUAUAGCAAAGGGCCUCUUCCAAAAGCCGCUUCAGUUGCGACUUAUAAAAAGUUGCAUGGCGAGGCAAAGAGCAUUGUGAUUAAGGUUCAAGUCCCUUUCACUGGCAGUUAUCCCAUAACCAGAAGUACCGGAGACCUGAUGGUGUACACGAAAAAGCGGGACUUCGCAUGCACGAUAAGGAGGUCGGAUGGGCCGGAGCCUUACGAGCAAAUCUCGGAGGUGGUGAGAACGAAGGGAGUGGGUGGAGCGAAAGCAUAUUUCGCUGCGGAAUUGGAGAGCAAGGACCGGUUGGUAGUCAAGAUAUCAGAGCCGCUGGCUGAACAGCCUUGGUGA